Sardina pilchardus (European sardine) is the source of this 3636-nucleotide messenger RNA. It is a transcript of the gene adgrd1, whose product is annotated as adhesion G protein-coupled receptor D1. The record is from RefSeq and is a predicted model, not a curated record. Lineage: Eukaryota; Metazoa; Chordata; Actinopteri; Clupeiformes; Clupeidae. Gene Ontology annotation, molecular function: G protein-coupled receptor activity. Gene Ontology annotation, cellular component: plasma membrane. Gene Ontology annotation, biological process: cell surface receptor signaling pathway; adenylate cyclase-activating G protein-coupled receptor signaling pathway. Bases 378 to 3167 code for a protein of 929 amino acids. The transcript has 26 exons.
GUAUGAGGAGCGGAGCGCAGGCCACUGGUAGCGCAUCAUCAGUCAAACCCACUUAGCGUUCAGCUCUCACCAGUGUCUCAAAUGCGUGGAUAAUAAACGUCGACGCAAGAUAGAAACGGAUUACUGCCUUGGAAACGCUCGCUGGUAUACGAAUUUUACAUUUAGUCCGUUCCUAAAUAAAUCUUAGUUUGUGGAAGUGAACUGCUCUACUUUUGAGUUGAACAUACGUUUCUUUUAGACUUAGUUGCUGGCAUAACUACCUGGGAAUUGUAUCGACUUCUUUGGACAAUGCCCUAGGCUGCGGGGCGCAUGUUAUUUCACUUUUACGUAUUUAAUGACAACUUCGGGCAUUUUAACUUAAAAAAAAAAAAAAAACUAUGGACCUGCUGUACCAAGUUCUUCCUGUCACCACGUUUAUGAGCGUUUUACAGGUCCGUGGUGACGCAGUGGCACCGUCCAAGCAUCCAGGCCUCCAGGUGCUGGCCACCGCCUCUCACUACUGGCCUCUGGAUGCGAUGGACGGGAUCCCGGAGCUGUGGGACAGAAAUGGGAACAGAUCAGGUCAUAUUAAUGGGAGUAAUAUAACUCUCAGAAUCCACAACCACACUGUGCUGUCCACUUCUCAUAACUCUUCCUCUGUGUAUGCCAAUGAUUCUGCCUACACUAACAUUUCUGCAACAGUAGACAUUGUAGAAGGGAUGGUGAACAAGGGCAUCUAUCUGAACGGAGACCAAGGAGGAACUUUUCUGCACUUUGGGAACUACAAGAACUCUUGCAUCAGUGACCCAAUGCUGUGCGGGCCUCAAGGCAUUACAUUUUCUUUUUUCUGGAAGGACCAAGAGGUGGAGUCCCGUUUCAGCAUUGCCUCUGGAGGUAAAGUCAUGUCCAACGGCUUCUCUGUGUACACCAACCCUCUCGGGGGGUAUGUGGAGUUCUACACCAGAGGCAAUUCCAAGAGGUGGAUGGCCAAGAUUGAUCUUCCAGGUCCUUACUGGACACACAUUCUCUUCACCUGGACCAUGACUGAUGGCCUGAGCGUCUACAUCAACGGGUCAUUCAGCGUCAGCGACACCAAAGGAAACUUCUCCCAGAACUACGGGGACACCUACCCUGACCUGGUCAUCGGUGUGGGAAACGACAUCAAAUCGAAGGGUCACUAUGCCACCGGCGCCUUCGAUGAGUUUGUGAUCUGGGAACGAGCCCUGUCUCCAGAGGAGAUCAGCAUGUACUACAAAGCAGCCAUUGGUAUGAAUGUUUUCUCUCCCACGCCAACUCCUCUUCCUUUCGUUGUGUCAUCGACAACACAGCCGGCCCUGUAUCUCUCCCAGGAAACCACUCCAGAGUCCAGCGACCCCUUCAGCCUCAGUAACCUGCCGGAGGACGUCCUUCCCUCUGAGGAGCCUAUGCCUGUGCCCAUUGCUUUGGACAAUUUAUCCGUCAGUCUGCAUAACAAGACCCUGCCCAGCCACACGGCCAACAACCUCACUCAGACUUUUCUCAGGACUGUGGAGGAGAUGUUGAACUCCACUGGAGCAGGCAGGGAGGACCAGGGCCAGGGCCAGACUGAUGAAGAGUCUGCCCCUGUGGUAAACGAGCUGAUAGAGACGGUGGAUAAGGCCAUGGACGGUUUGGUGAAUAUCCUGGAAGUGAAGUCUAAAGUCCCCGUUGCCGUCCAGGGCAAGUCUCGAGUAGCAGACUAUUCCUUGAUGAAGAUUCCACAGAACUACAACAUGCAUACGUACAGAUUCCCAACCCAGGGAAAGAACUACAUCUCUGUCCCUGGAGAGGCCUUAAACAUGCAGUCCCAGACUACCAUUGUUGGACUCUUCUACCACAACAUGCACAACUACUAUAAAGAGAUCAGCCCCAUGAACACCAGGAUCAACGAGGCGUCUGACUUUAAAGACCACAAGAUACAGGUGGCCAGUUUCCUCAUCUCGCUCAAAGUGGAGCCCUCACCUGCCCUGUCCAUCAACCUGUCCAAAGAGCCACUCAUCAAGAUCGUGCUUACGCAUCAGCUGACCAAAGAGCAACAAAUGCAAUCAGUAAACAAGAGCAACACAGUUCACCUGUACUGUGCAUUCCUGGACUACAGAAGCUCUAAAGAAGGUGUGUGGUCUAACGAGGGCUGUGUUCGUUCUGGUGGUAACCUGUCCUACUCCGUGUGCCUGUGUAACCACCUGACCAACUUUGCCAUCCUCAUGCAGGUCGUCCCCAUGGAGCUGUCCAAAGCCCACCAGGUGGCGCUGUCCACCAUCAGCUACAUUGGCUGCUCCAUCUCCAUCUUCUGUCUGGCCAUCACGCUGGUGACCUUCGCCAUACUUUCGUCGGUGAGCACCAUCCGUAACCAGCGCUACCACAUUCACGCCAAUCUGUCCUUCGCCAUCCUGGUGGCCCAGAUCCUUCUCCUCAUCAGCUUCCGCUUUGAGCCGGCCACGCUGCCCUGUAAAGUGAUGGCGGUGCUGCUGCACUUCUUCUUCCUGAGUGCGUUCGCGUGGAUGCUGGUGGAGGGCCUGCACCUGUACAGCAUGGUGGUCAAGGUGUUCGGCUCCGAAGGCAGCAAGCACAUCUACUACUACGGCAUCGGCUGGGGAUCUCCUCUGGUGAUCUGCGUAGUGUCGGUGACCUCAGCUUUGGGAAGUUACGGUGAAGUGGGAAAUUGUUGGUUGUCUCUUAAAAAUGGGGCCAUUUGGGCUUUUGUGGCUCCUGCCUUGUUUGUCAUAAUGGUCAAUAUCGGCAUUCUCAUUGCUGUGACCAGGAUCAUUUCAAGAAUAAGUGCUGAAAAUUACAAAGUGCAUGGGGACGCCAACGCUGUCAAGCUGACGGCCAAGGCUGUGGCGGUUCUGCUGCCUAUCCUGGGCAUCUCUUGGAUCUUUGGGGUUCUGGCCAUCAAUGACCACUCCCUGCUCUUCCAGUACAUGUUUGCAGUGUUCAAUUCUUUACAGGGUUUCUUCAUAUUCCUUUUCCACUGCCUGCUCAACUCUGAGGUGAGAGCGGCCUUCAAGCACAAGACCAAGGUGUGGUCCCUCACCAGCAGCUCCAUACGCAACAUCAACGUCAAGCCUUUUAACUCUGAUGUGAUGAAUGGCCCCAAGGGUGUAACAAAGAUGAACACGUGGGACAAAAGCACCAACUCAGCCAAUCGUAUGGACCUUUCUGCCGUAUAGGAGCCAAUCCCUGCCCUGCAUCUGUCAUGAGGUGGGCGGGCCGGAGUAAACACUACACAACCAUCCUCUUUGCCUAAUGGCGAAACACUGGCGCAUUCAAAAGCUUCCUCUGGCUUUUUAUUUUUUUAAAAAAGCAUCAUGUUUUAAAACCAAAAUAUAUGUCACUCCCUUGGAGAACUUUCUCUUCUCUGUAGAUGUUUUUAGAUAAGACUGUCUGGAAAAGACUUUUUCUGAUCAACAAGGCUUGGAGUCUACACACUACUCCACAUGCUGGAGUACUUUUGAAGACACUAACAUGGCUGAUUCAUCAUUGUUCCAGCAGCCAUCAUCUCUCCCUCGUAUAAACCCUCCCACGUCUCUAUCUGACCUGCCAGCGCUGUGUGGAGGGAGAGAGCUGACGGCACAACACUUUGACACAACACUUUGUGAAGCAGCCCUUUCUCUCUCCUGCCUCCUGCUGAUUAUCUGC